CCCGGGGGGCUUCCUGGAGGAGGAGACGGAGGGGGCGCCGAAAGAUUGGGAGGAUUCGUGCGCUACGCGGCGCCUCCGAAACCUCGGGGGAGCGCGGGAGGCGGAGCGGGCGGCGCCGAGAAACAGCGGCUGCGGGCAAGCGGCGGGAGCGAGGAACGCGGAGCCUGCCGCCACCGCCGAGCAGCCCUCCAGCCGUCCGGCGUCCGCUUGUCUGUGCGUCCUCCGCGGAUCGGCGGCGGGCCGGCGGCCGAACCCAUGCAGCCGCGCAGCGAGCGCCCGGCCGGCAGGACGCAAAGUCCAGAGCACGGCAGCCCGGGGCCCGCGCCCGAGGCGCCGCCGCCGCCGCCGCCGCCGCCGCAGCCGGCAGCCCCCGAGGCAGAGCGUGCCCGGCCCCGGCAGGCCCGGCCCACGGGCCCCAUGGAGGGCGCAGUGCAGCUGCUGAGCCGCGAGGGCCACACGGUAUCCCACAACUCCAAGCGGCACUACCACGACGCCUUCGUGGCUAUGAGCCGCAUGCGGCAGCGCGGCCUCCUGUGUGACAUCGUCCUGCACGUGGCUGCCAAGGAGAUCCGGGCACACAAGGUGGUGCUGGCCUCCUGCAGCCCCUACUUCCACGCCAUGUUCACAAAUGAGAUGAGUGAGAGCCGUCAGACGCAUGUGACGCUGCACGACAUCGACCCUCAGGCCUUGGACCAGCUGGUGCAGUUUGCGUACACGGCCGAGAUUGUGGUGGGGGAAGGCAACGUACAGACUCUGCUCCCGGCCGCCAGCCUCCUGCAGCUGAAUGGGGUCCGUGACGCCUGCUGCAAGUUCCUGUUGAGUCAGCUCGACCCCUCCAACUGUCUGGGCAUCCGGGGCUUCGCCGACACACACUCGUGCAGCGACCUGCUCAAGGCGGCACACAGGUACGUGCUGCAGCACUUCGUGGACGUGGCCAAGACUGAGGAGUUCAUGCUGUUGCCGCUGAAGCAGGAACACUGGGCCCCCUUGGACUCUCCCUCCCAGGCACCUUCAGGGCUCCAUGGGCCCCCCAGCCCCUCCCCAGAUCUCAGGUCUGAGGGUCCCCACCCCCAGGUGCUGGAACUGGUCUCUAGCGACAGCCUGAACGUGCCUUCAGAGGAGGACGUCUACCGUGCCGUCCUGAGUUGGGUCAAGCACGACGUGGACGCCCGGAGGCAGCACGUUCCUCGGCUGAUGAAGUGUGUACGCCUGCCCCUGCUGAGCCGGGACUUCCUGCUGGGCCACGUGGACGCCGAGAGCCUGGUGCGCCACCACCCGGACUGCAAGGACCUGCUCAUUGAGGCCCUCAAGUUCCACCUGCUGCCCGAGCAGAGGGGCGUCCUGGGCACCAGCCGCACCCGGCCCCGGCGCUGUGAGGGCGCCGGCCCUGUGCUCUUCGCUGUGGGUGGUGGGAGCCUGUUCGCCAUCCACGGGGACUGCGAAGCGUACGACACGCGCGCUGACCGCUGGCACGUGGUGGCCUCAAUGUCCACGCGCCGGGCCCGGGUGGGCGUGGCGGCAGUCGGGAACCGGCUGUACGCCGUGGGCGGUUACGAUGGGACUUCAGACCUGGCCACCGUAGAGUCCUACGACCCUGUGACCAACACCUGGCAGCCUGAGGUGUCCAUGGGCACGAGGCGCAGCUGCCUGGGUGUGGCUUCCCUGCACGGGCUCCUGUACGCGGCCGGUGGCUACGACGGGGCCUCCUGCCUCAACAGCGCCGAGCGCUACGACCCCCUGACGGGAACAUGGACGUCGAUCGCCGCCAUGAGCACCCGGAGGCGAUACGUGCGCGUGGCCAUGCUCGAUGGGAACCUGUACGCCGUGGGCGGUUACGACAGCGCGUCACACCUGGCCACCGUGGAGAAGUAUGAGCCCCAGGUGAACUCCUGGACGCCCGUGGCCUCCAUGCUGAGCCGGCGCAGCUCCGCGGGCGUGGCGGUGCUGGAGGGGGCCCUCUACGCGGCCGGUGGCAACGACGGCACCAGCUGCCUCAACUCUGUGGAGAGAUACAGCCCCAAGGCGGGUGCCUGGGAGAGUGUGGCGCCCAUGAACAUCCGACGGAGCACGCACGACCUGGUGUCCAUGGAUGGCUGGCUGUACGCCGUAGGGGGCAACGACGGCAGUUCCAGCCUCAACUCCAUUGAGAAGUACAACCCGAGGACCAACAAGUGGGUGGCCGCGUCCUGCAUGUUCACACGGCGCAGCAGCGUGGGCGUGGCAGUGCUCGAGCUGCUCAACUUCCCGCCGCCCUCUUCGCCCACGCUGUCCGUGUCGUCCACCAGCCUCUGACCCGUGGCGCGGCUGCACAGAGGCCCGCCCGCGGCCUCCCACGUGCCUUAAGCCCCCUGGGCCCAGCGCCUCCCUCCCCUGCGCAUGGGGCGGGGCUCGGCCCCCACCAGGAACGUCCGGGGCCGUCUGUCCAGUCUCCGCGCGUCUAGGCCGUGGGUUUCUGUGUUCCUUCCUCAGUGUUUGUGUGUGUGCCGUUUAUUUAUUG
Balaenoptera acutorostrata (minke whale) is the source of this 2497-nucleotide messenger RNA. RefSeq names its product kelch like family member 17 (gene KLHL17). Gene Ontology annotation, molecular function: protein binding. The transcript is spliced from 12 exons. The record is from RefSeq and is a predicted model, not a curated record. The coding region runs from base 256 to 2292 and encodes 678 amino acids. NCBI's taxonomy places the organism in Eukaryota, Metazoa, Chordata, Mammalia, Artiodactyla, Balaenopteridae.